Messenger RNA from Dendrobium catenatum, 1623 nucleotides. RefSeq lists its product as uncharacterized. NCBI's taxonomy places the organism in Eukaryota, Viridiplantae, Streptophyta, Magnoliopsida, Asparagales, Orchidaceae. The transcript has 3 exons. The record is from RefSeq and is a predicted model, not a curated record. Bases 1 to 1623 code for a protein of 540 amino acids.
AUGCGGAGAAAGGCUUCUGAAUUGAAUACUACAUUAGCACGCAUUACAACUUGGUGGAGACAGAGAGCGAAGGCAAAGUGGAUUGAGGAGGGAGAUGCCAAUUCUAAUUUCUUUCAUUCAUUUGCCUCGGCAUGCAAGAGGGGGAACAGAAUUCUGGAGGUCCAAAAGCCAAAUGGAGAUAGGAGUGAUGAUCCAGCUCUUAUACAGGAGGAAUUCAUGAAGUUCUUUAUGCUUAAAUGGGAGGAGAGGCAGAUUGUUUGUGAUAGCUGGCCAAAUUUUCACAGUGAAGACAUGAUUCCUGAUCAGGUGAAUGAGAUCCUGGAGGCGGAGAUUACGCUCAAACCAGUGCUGGGCAGUAUUUUCAGUGAGGAGCAAGGGGCCUUUGUUUCGAGGAGGUCCAUCUCCAACCAUGGCCUUAUUGUUCAGGAAAUGUUGAGCAAGUUCCAGUUCUCUGCAAAGAAAUCGGGGAUGAUGGCUCUGAAGAUCGAUAUGGAAACACCAUGGAUCUAUGUGAAAGUGGUCUUCGACAAGGAUGUCCCUUGUCGCCAUAUCUGUUCAUUCUCUGUUAGGAGCUCCUCACCAAAGCCUUUAGACAGAGGGGGGGGGGGGCAGCUUGGAGUUCAGGUUAUUAAUAAUGUGGAAAGGAUAUCUCAUCUGUUAUAUGCAGAUGAUAUCCUUAUUUUUGCUGAAGCUAGUAGGAGUAAUGCCAUUUGUAUCAUGAAACUAUUGGGAGAUUAUUGUGACUGGACUAGACAAAGGAUUAACGGUGGGAAAUCAGCUGUUCUUUUUAGUAGGAGCUGUCCCAACUGGAAGAAGCUUUUGAUUGCUAAGCUUAUGGGGUACAGAAAGGUGAAUUCUAUGGAAUAUCUGGGGUUGCCAUUGGUUUUGAGGAGACUAAAGGCUGAGGAUUUUGAUAAAACUAUUAGAAAUGCUCACCAGAAGACAAACAUAUGGGGGAAGAAGCAUCUGUCGCUUGCUGGCAGAGCUUUGUUAAUUCGUACAUCACUACUUAGUAUUCCUAUGUAUUUGAUGACUUAUACUUCAGUUCCAAGGGGGAUCCUCCAUUCUAUUGAGAAACUUGGCAUAACUUUUUUAUGGCAGAAGGACUCUAACAGCAGGGGAAUGCAUUAUGUUGAAUGGAAGGAGUUAUGCCAACCUAGGGACCAUGGGGGUCUUGGAUUUCAUGGGCUGGACAAUUGGCAGGGACCUCUGCAUGCUAGGCUGGCGUGGCAAGUUAUUAGUAAUCCAAAUUUGCUGUUGCAUAAGGUGUUGAAAGCGAAAUAUGGUAUGGAGCAAUGGAACGACACGCAAGUUUAUAGAGCCUCUACCACUUGGAAGGUGAUUCAUGAUGGUGCUAAGGCUCUUAAAGAAAUCAUCAGGUGGAACAUUGGGGAUGGCCAAAGCAUAGAUGUGUUGCAGGAUUGCUGGAUACUCAAUCGGAGGAUAGAUACUUGGCCUACCUUUGUUAAUGUAAAUGAGCUGGAAAAUGUCAGGGUGAAUUGGCUGCUUGAUGAAUCUGCCAGGUGGAAUGAGGAGCGGGUGACAGAUUGCUUUGGUAAUGUAAUGGCUGAGAGGGUCAUGGCUAUUGCUACUAAUGGGAACGAGGGAAUUGAUACUCCUUAA